This is a messenger RNA of Parnassius mnemosyne (clouded apollo), 792 nucleotides long. The record is from the annotation of a GenBank genome assembly. Lineage: Eukaryota; Metazoa; Arthropoda; Insecta; Lepidoptera; Papilionidae.
AUGCCGGAUGUGCUGUUCUCACAGCGCUCGGUUCGCAAAUCACUGCUCUCCCUGGACAUCCAGAAGUCGAGUGGGCCUGACGGAAUCCCCCCAAUUGUGCUAAGGACGUGUGCUCCGGAGUUGGCACCGGUCCUAACGCGUCUUUUCCGGUACUCCUACUCCCAAGGCGUAGUCCCGAAUUCAUGGAAGACAGCUUUUGUCCACCCGAUCCCUAAAAAAGGCGACCGCUCAGACCCAUCCAACUAUAGGCCUAUCGCGAUCACCUCCUUGUUCUCCAAAAUAAUGGAAUCCAUUAUUAACUGCCAGCUCAUCCGGUACCUUGAGGAUCACCAGCUGAUUAGUGACCGCCAAUACGGUUUUCGUCGGGGUCGAUCAGCUGGUGAUCUUCUGGUCUACCUGACCCAUAGAUGGGCGGAGGCAGUAGAGUCCAAGGGGGAGGCGUUGGCCGUUAGUCUGGACAUUGCGAAGGCCUUCGAUCGGGUUUGGCACAAAGCGCUUCUUUUGAAGCUCCCUUCCUAUGGGCUUCCCGAGAAAUUGUGCAAUUGGAUCACCAGCUUCCUUGUAGAUCGGAGCAUCAAGGUCGUUGUAGACGGUGCAUGCUCUGACUACAAGCCUAUUAACGCUGGUGUUCCACAAGGCUGUGUGCUAUCACCAACGCUGUUUCUUCUGCAUAUCAAUGAUAUGUUGCUAACUGGUAACAUUCAUUGCUAUGCGGAUGACAGCACUGGUGAUGCUCUAUACACCGGCCGUGCCAAUAUUUCUCGGGAAAACGUCACUGAGUACCGGAACUAA